Messenger RNA from Austrofundulus limnaeus, 4881 nucleotides. Its product is annotated as immunoglobulin-like and fibronectin type III domain-containing protein 1. The coding region runs from base 127 to 4689 and encodes 1520 amino acids. Gene Ontology annotation, molecular function: protein binding. The record is from RefSeq and is a predicted model, not a curated record. Gene Ontology annotation, biological process: sarcomere organization. NCBI's taxonomy places the organism in Eukaryota, Metazoa, Chordata, Actinopteri, Cyprinodontiformes, Rivulidae. Gene Ontology annotation, cellular component: M band. The transcript has 28 exons.
CUUGUAAUCCAAAAGAAGAGGACAAAUCUCAGGAGGAAGCAGGCUCAAUCCACAUCUGUGAACUGAGGCUAAGAAAGAGUGAAGAGCUGCAAACAGGCCACCUUUGAUAAGCUAACUCUUGAYAAGAUGUGGAAAAGGACGAAGAGCUCGGGCCAGUCCACCACAAGGCCAUGUUUCUCACUUGUUCACCAAUACAUUCUGCAUUUUAAUGAGGUUUCUGGCAACAAGUCAGCUGCCAUCCGGAGAAGAUCUAAGACACCCGGAGUGAUGAUCACACAGAACACAACAUGUUUGCCAGAGGGUAAAAGCACUCCAGAUUUUCAGUGUAAACCAGCACCAGUUACCGUUCAGGAAGGAAAAAUAGCUGUUUUCAAGGCCGUGGUGACGGGAAAUCCAACACCUGACGUGUCAUGGAGACGAGCCAGAGGAAGUCUCUCAGAGAAGGACAAAUUUCAACAAAAGUACGAUGAAUCAACAGGAGAACACACAUUAGAAAUCCAUGCAGUAACCGCUGAAAAGGCAGAUACCUACAAAUGCUAUGCUGUGAAUGAAUAUGGCAAAGCUGUCUGCUCAACAACAUUAAAAGUGAUUGAUGGUUCAACAAAUCCUGAAGAUUUCAGAAAAUUGCUAAAGAAAAGUAAAGUAGAGACCGCAAAUGGAGAUAAUGAAAAGUUUUGGGAUGCAAUGCUGAACGCAGACAGAAGAGACUACGAGCGCAUCUGUUCCGAGUAUAACGUCACGGAUCUGCAAAUGAUUCUYAAAAAGCUUGAAGAGAAAAAAACAGCAAGAGAUCAAAACAAGGAUCAGGAUGGUGUCAUUUGCUACAAUGCUGAUUCAGAGAAACUUGGCAUCAGGAGCCCUGGGAAGACAAAUGAUACUAGAAAUAAUAGGUUGCUGCAAAAUGACACAGAUCUGAACUCAGAGGAUGUUGAAGAAGUCAACCAACACAACAAAGAGCUAAACCAAACCACUGCAGAAGAGGACCUACUCCCUACAGAGUUCAAACUUUCCAAUGUGGAUUUUGUUUUAAAAAUUCAAGAAAUUAAAGCUGAAGAAGGAGAUGAUGCCCUUUUUGGGUGUGUUCUGACACACCCCCUACCUAAAAUAACAUGGAUGAAGAAAGGUGCYGCCCUGGAAGAUGGAGAGAAAUACAGGAUAACUGUGUCUGAAGACAAACUGAUUCACAAGCUGCURAUUAAAGACUGCAGAAAAUCAGAUAAGGGGAUCUAUUCGGCUAUAGCUGGUAUGACAUCUUGCAGUGCCUGGCUGGUGGUGAAAGCUCAGAAAAAUCUUUUAUCUGGUGGUAAGAAGGAAUUUUGCAAAACUGUCCUGGCUGGUGGAGCACAAACUGACCUGGAGAGRGUGGCCAAAGAGCAGCAAAUGAAAAACCAACAGGAAAUGGAGAAGAUCCUAAAAGCUGUAAAAGCAAAACACUCAGCAGGAAAAACAAAAGACAACGUGUCAUUACACACUGGAACAGACCGGAAGGAAAAUGAGCGAAAAGAGAACAAGCAAUGCAAAAACUCAGAAGAUGAUGCUGUAACAAACUUGGAUGAUUUGGAGAGUGAAGUGGAAGAAGAGGAGCAACUGAGAGCAGGAGGCAUCAAGAGCGAAAGGCACGCCAAAGCACAAGUGGGCUUCAGUAAGGCAACAGAGUUCAGUGAUGAAUGCACCUAUGUGGACCAGAAACAACUAUUAAUCAUGAGUCAAAAUCAAAUGGAUAAGUCCAGCAGAAAUAAAUCCUCCAAAACAUCUGUCAAAURUCAGAAAAAACACAAGAAGGUUCACUGGAAAGACCAUCCAUCAGAUCUAAAUGAAGCAGCGAGUGACAGCGACACUGAUGAGAAUGAAGAGUCCUCUGAUCAGAAAGAGCAACAAAAAAUUUCAAAACAAAAAAAGUUAAAGAAAGAAGUUGGAGAAAUGUGCUCAGACACUGAUUCAGAUAAAGCAGCAAGUGACAAUGAACCAAGUGAAAUGGAUGAGGAUGAGGAUGAGUCAAUUGACCAUAAAAAGCAACAAAGAAGUUCAAAUCAAAGCAAAAAGUCAAAGGAAGCUGCUGGUGAUCCAAAUGAAAUGUCAAGUGACAAUGAACCAAGUGGAACUGAUGAGAAAAAGGAAUUGUUGACUGACCAGAAAAAGCAACAAAGAAGUUCUAAACGGAUCAAAAAGUCAAGGAAAGCAGCUGAUGGAGAAAAUACAUAUCAUGUGAACCACGGUCAGUGUGAGGAGACAGAAGGCGUGAAGGACUUGUCCACCCGCACAAGACGUAAAAGACCGAGCCCUCUGGUCGAGGAUUUUGUGAUUGAUCCAGGGGUUCAGUUCGUUUGUGGCUUGUCUGAUGUCGAUGCCAUCAUCAAUGAAACUGCUGAGUUAACGUGUAAACUUAGCAGUGAGGACUGUGAGGGAKUCUGGUUCAGAGAUAACAAAAAGAUUUUCCCAGAUGACAAUUUCYUGAUCACUAAAGAUGGACCGAUCUAUAAACUUGUGAUAAUGAAGUGCAAAGAAGAACACUCUGGGAAAUACCGUUUUGAAGCAGAUGGGCGGAAAACAGAAGCAAUGGUCAACGUCAAAGAUCCUCCUCGAUUUGACCCUGAAGAACUCAGUGCUUUUGCUGAGCCUCUGACAGUUAAAGUAGGGCACCACGCUUUCUUCAAACUCCAAUUUGUUGGCCACAAGCCAAUAAAAAUCCAGUGGUACAGAGACGGCGAUGAGCUCCAAGAAGACAACAACACAAAAAUAGAGAAGUCAGCGAGCCACAGCCGCCUCCUUCUGAGCAGAUGCCAGAGGAAAGACACCGGGGAGAUCAAGAUGAAGCUGAAGAACGAUCACGGCUUUACUGAGGCACGCUCACAGCUUAUUGUAUUUGACAAGCCAACUCCACCCCUGGGUCCAGCAGAAGUGAUGGAGAGCUCAGCUUCAUGCAUUGAAUUCAAGUGGCGGCCUCCAAAGGACGAUGGAGGCUCACCAAUAAUCAACUACACACUAGAGCGUCAGCAAGUGGGACGAAACACCUGGAAGAAAAUAGGAGAAGCUCCAGGCGUGCCCAGUUUCCGGGACACUGACGUGGACCGCGGACGAAAAUACUGUUACCGCAUCCGAGCGGUGACCUCAGAGGGGAUAAGUGAAGUGAUGGAGACUGAUGAAAUGCAGGCGGGCAAGUUUGCUUUUCCAGGUCCUCCAGCACCUCCCAAGGUGGUCAGUGCAUUUAACGACUGCAUCAACCUUUCGUGGCUUUCACCAGCCAACACCGGGGGGUCUCGCAUUCUGGGCUACAUUUUGGAGAAACGUAAAAAAGGGAGUAACCUCUGGACUGUUGUGAACGCAUCGAAUGAGAUAAUAAAAGAGAAGAAGUAUGCAGUGAAGGAUGUUGUGGAAGGCAUAGAGUAUGAGUUCAGAGUUUCUGCUAUAAACCUCUCAGGCGCGGGGGAAUUUAGCAACCCAUCCGAGUUUGUUUUUGCCCGGGAUCCAAAAAAGCCUCCUGGUAAAGUAACAAGCCUGAAGGUGACAGAAACGUCUUACUCCAAUAUGGUCGUGACUUGGAUCAAACCUGAGGAAAAACCAGGCGAGCAGGAUGAGGCUAAAGGCUAUUUUGUUGAGAUCCGGCAGGCAGAUUGUGUUGAGUGGUCCCGCUGUAACAGCACCCCUAUCAUCAUGACUUCCUUUAAUGUGAAAGGCCUCCGGUUCAUGGAAAUGUACUGGGUGAGAGUCAUUGCUGUGAAUGAUGGAGGAGAGAGUGCACCUGAGGAGCUGCCCAGAUACAUCCUUGCAAUGCCUUUACCUGUGAGGCCAAAGUUCACAAACAAGAAGACAAAGAGUUUCAUUGUGGUGAGGGCGGGGAACUCUGUUAGGAUCACAGUAAACUUUGAGGCCUCUCCUCAGCCAGACAUUAGUUGGUUAAAAGACAACGUGCCUGUGUCGAAGCGUGUGACGAUCAGUAACUCAGAUAGUUCGUCUCAGCUGCUGAUCCCCACCUCAGAGCGCUCUGAUUCUGGCAUCUACUCCAUCUUGGUGAAAAAUCUGGCCGGACAGGAAACGUUCAGCACAGAGGUUAGAGUAACAGAUGAUCCAAAGCCUCCUGGACCGGUGGAACUGGAGGAAAGCGUGUCUGGUACAGUGACGGUGAUCUGGCAACCUUCCCCUGACGAGAAGCGUGAUGACCGUCUCCACUACACUGUUUCCAAACUGGACUCAACCAAACACACGUGGACCACAGUGGCUGACAGGCUCUUUAACAACAAGUUGACAGUUUGCAACAUAAUGCAGGGGAGGGAGUAUCACUUUCGGGUGUACGCCAAAAAUGACAUGGGCAUAUCGGCACCCUCAGAGUCACCAACAUGGGGCAAGGAGAAGAAGAAAGAAAAACAUGUGAUAACUGAACCAACAAGUAAGGAUUGUGAUUUGCGAUGCGCGCCGACGUUCAUCGUUCCGCUGAAGCUUCAAACUGCGACAGUGGGUUUUGAAUGCUAUAUGAGCUGUGCGGUGAAGGGAAACCCCUCACCUCGCAUCACGUGGUAUCGAAACCACGUCAGUCUAAACACGGACACCAACUAUUACAUCUCCAACAUCUUUGGAGUUUGCUCCUUAAUGAUCUUCUGGGUGGGGCCCAAAGACGCAGGGGAGUACACAGUUACUGCAGAGAACAGCUUAGGACGAGCCGAAUGCUCCACAGUGCUCAACGUCAGAGAGUGAAGAAUCUAAUGGAAUCUCUGACUACAGAUUACAACUUCUGGCAAAAAGUAUGGAAUCACCAGUCUGGGAUGAGCACUCAUUCAGACAUUUCAUUCUGUAAAACAAAUUCAGAUCAAAAAUAUGAUCAAGGUCAUUCCAAACUGCAACUUGUUGGCUUUCAGGGACACUCAAAGAAAUGAAGUGCACACACUU